Molecule: messenger RNA, 1936 nt
Organism: Hippocampus zosterae (dwarf seahorse)
Lineage: Eukaryota; Metazoa; Chordata; Actinopteri; Syngnathiformes; Syngnathidae
Gene: olfml1
Product: olfactomedin-like 1
Exons: 8
Coding region: 552-1763 (403 amino acids)
Biological process (GO): signal transduction
Source: RefSeq, a predicted model, not a curated record
UCACCACAUUGGCUCUUUCUCACUAUUUCCUACGUUGGUUGUUUAAAGAUGACGGCCACUCCUUUUCUUAUUCUUGUUGGUCAUACCUCAAAAGCACUAAGUCCAAGAAAGGGUGAGCGCAAAGGAGGGAGGCACAUAUGGUCAGAUUAGCAAAGAAGAGAGGGGGCUGGAAUCCGUUACGUGCAUCUGGAUCCAAAAACCACUGGCCUCGGAGCAACAACUAAAUCAGAAACAACAUCGAAUGUUCUGGAGUAACGAAUCAAAGCGACGCCUUUUCUAACGGUACCAAGACGAAAAGGAGUGGGAAGAACAUCCAUUUCUCAAGAAAACUUUCAACACAGCAGCAGGACUAUUGUUACGGAUUCAAAACCCAAGGAUUGCCGUUUUGUGUGUGUGUGUGUGUGUGUGCAUGUGUGGGGUGUGGGUCUUUUCAGGCAACGUAUUGAAUGCAAUGUAUUCUGUGGUAGAGCUGCAGAAUAAUUGAACAAAGUUUCUUCUUGAAACUUUGCAAUAGAGUCCGCGCUGCGUUAGUUUACACGAGAGUGCAAACAAUGUCACACAGAGAGCUUUUUUUCCUUUUGUUAUGCGUCUGUCUAAGUGUGAGUUUUGUGAAGAGCCAAGGUUCCCCCCAGGAUGCCUUUAUACUUCAGUACAUGGAGAGGAGACUGUCUCAGAUAGAGGAACGUCUGAGUCAAUGUGAGCAAAACACCGUGACCAUAACCCAGAAGACCUACGACGUUUCCUCAGAAAUGAGAGGUCACCUGUCCACCUUGAAUGUUAUGAGAUCAGAGGUGAGGAGCCAGCUGGACAGCAUCUCUGCGCGUGUCGAGCGUGUGGAGAGAGAGCUGGAAUAUCUCGAAAACAAGAUGCCCGCCCAAUCUGACAUUGAGAUGGAGGAGGCGCUGCUGGAACAACAGAUAAAAGCAGCAGAACUGGAUCAGCUCAAGAGAAAGGCUAAAAUCAAAGUGGAAAAUGAUUGCAAUGUCGCCUUGAGUCAAAUUAAGUCGCUGAAAAUGGUGAAGAAGAUGGGGGAUAACGCGGGCUCCUGGUUCAAGGACUCUGCCGCUGGAGCAGGCAAGGUCUACCUGCUGAGUGGAAUUCGUAACGACACCCUACUGGAAUACGCAUCUCUCCAAAGCUUCUCGGAGAAAAUCGCCGUACCCCCGUUCAAAGUGGUCAGGCUGCCUUUUUCAUGGCAGGGAACAGGUCACUUGGUCUACAAUGGAUUCCUCUACUACCACAAAGCAGACACACCCAACCAGAUACUAAAAGUUGACCUGUCGAACGGCACAGUGGUGGACAGCACCCUUCUUCCAGGUGCUGGUCGCCUCCCAGUGUACAGCUUGAAUACCAACACCUACUUGGACAUGGCAGUCGAUGAACUCGGUCUUUGGGUCGUUCAUGCUGACCCAGAAUAUGGAGGAAACUUGGUUCUAACUAAAUUGGAUAAAGGAAACCUGGCAGUAGAGUACAUCUGGGAUACACAGUGUAAAAGUCAAGAUGCUGAAGGAGCGUUCAUAAUAUGUGGGACUCUUUAUGUCGUCUACAACACACACUAUGGUGGACGGUCAACUGUACAGUGUCUCUAUGAUAUUCACGACACCAUCCACAGCACUGAAAGUCCUGUGGUGUUCUUCCCAAAACGCUACACAAGCCACAGCAGCAUCCACUACCACCCUGGAGACAAACAACUGUAUGCUUGGGAUGAUGGCUACCAGACAUUAUACAAAGUGGAGACACGCAUCAAUGAUCAAAUUGAAUGAAAUAUGAAUGACAGUUUGUUUUCCUUAAAUAAUGAUCAUACUACAACCAAUUAUUACACACCAUAGGUAUUCACAUAUCAAAUUCAUGUAAAUCACUCUUUUCUCCUUGUACUGCUAAUAGGUUAAACAAAGGUUACAUUUUGUAUCUCAAAAAUAAAGAGCAUGAAAAGGCA